GGAGGCCGGGGAGGAGCCGGGGCCUGCAGCGGAGCCGAGCCGAGCCCGAGCCCGAGCCGAGCCCUGACACUGUCCGUGCGCCUGCUGGCUCCCCGGGAGCCCGGACUGGCCGGAGCCCGAGAGGUGGCAGCGCAGGGGGCCUCACGCGCCGGAGGGAGCGGACCGGACGGGACGGCACUAGAGGAGGCGCUGCAGCCACAGUAGCCAGGGACCGGAGUCGGGAGCCGCGGCCUCCGGGACCCUGCUGCCCAGGCCAGCUCCGGGAGAGCGGGGAGUAGGAAAACCCCACCCUCGGGGGCACCCCCAGAGCGGAGGCGGGAGCGGGGACGCGGAGUAGCCUCCCUCCCCGCUGGCGGGAAGACCCCUUACCACUCGGGCGAGGCAAGGAAGAGACCCCUGGAGUGGAGAGUCUGUCCUUCUAGAGGCGAGGAAAACCCCCAUCCUGGCCCGGGGAUAGACCUCCAGAAGUAGAAAGGGGUGAUCUUGCUAAAGGAAGCAGACCGAGUGAGCCCGCCCCGGCGUGCCUCCACCCCUCCGAACGCACACUCUCCGCUGUUCACGACUUAGGAGGCGAAGAGAAAAGGGGGAAAUGUCUAUGGAGUAGGCGCCCUCCAUCCUAUCCAGUACUCACGGGGGAGAGGAGUCCUAACAUUCAGAAGCAGGGGACCCGCCGGGGAAAGAAGAGGAGUCGGCUCUCGGCCUCUCUGGAGGGGAAGAACUCUCCCCUCAACUUCCUUGUACCUAGACAGUGGAACGGGGCAAAGCCCCUCCGCUCAGAUCUCCAGCAGACCGAAGGAGCCCUCCGCUCCCAAAAGAUCCACUUUGGGGGGGAGGGGGACUCCCCCAAGGGGGAGGAGACAACUCCUGGUUGGGAGAGGCUCCUCCCCUCCUCCCCAGGGGAACCGGCAGGGUGUGGGGGGUGUGCCACCUUCCCCAGGUAGGACCUCCUUCUCCUCCUCCUCCUCCUCCUCCGCCCUCCACUCCUCAUCCUCAGGGGACCCGGUUCCCCUCCCCAGCUUGGGAUGCUCAGCGAAGUACCGGAAGAGCCACUGAGGAUGAGACUCUUCAUCUGCCUUUGAAGAGGGGAGUCCCUCCACCCCCAAACUCCAGUACCAGGUGGUUCCCUCCCUUUGCCGGGGGAACCUUGGAGACAGAUGAAGAAGAAACUACAGCACAGAGAGGUUAAGGAACUUGCCUGAGCUGGAACAGCCAAGAGAGAAAGGAAGAGAGAGAGUCCCAAGCAGGCUUCACACUGUCCAUGCCAAGCUCCAUGCGCGGCUCAAUCUCCUGAAUCAUGAGAUCAUGACCUGAGCUGAAAUCAAAGUUCUUGGGUUUCAAUUGGGUCUCUUGCUGCUCGGUCCCCUGAGGCACCAAGGUGUUUCCCUCAGCCUUGUGGAGUGGGUGUGUCGCUGGCUUUUAAGUAAGGAGAAUUGAGGGAAUAACUCCAUUUCAUGGGUGGUUUGAUUUUUCUCUGAGUCCUGAAGGAAGGGAGGGAGUCCUACUGGCCAUGUCCUACGUUAAGAUGUAGGAACCCAGAAGUACCAUGGCUUCUGACCUCGAGAGCAGCCUCACCUCCAUAGACUGGUUGCCUCAGCUGACCCUCCGAGCUACCAUCGAGAAGCUUGGGAGCGCCUCCCAGGCUGGGCCUCCAGGCGGUGGUCGCAAGUGCCCGCCGGGCUCGCCCACAGACCCGAAUGCCACCCUGAGCAAAGAUGAGGCGGCUGUCCACCAGGAUGGCAAACCCCGGUACAGCUAUGCCACCCUCAUCACCUAUGCCAUCAACUCCUCUCCCGCCAAGAAGAUGACCCUCAGCGAGAUUUACCGCUGGAUCUGUGACAACUUCCCCUAUUACAAGAACGCCGGGAUUGGUUGGAAGAAUUCAAUUCGGCACAACCUUUCUCUCAACAAGUGUUUCCGGAAGGUGCCCAGACCUCGGGAUGACCCUGGGAAGGGCUCUUACUGGACAAUCGACACUUGCCCUGACAUCUCCCGAAAAAGAAGACACCCUCCAGAUGAUGAUCUGUCCCAAGACUCACCAGAACAGGAGGUAAGCAAGAGCCCACGGGGCGGUGUUCCAGGGAGCGGAGAAGCCUCACUGCCUUCUGAGGGGACCCCUCAGAUGUCACUUCAGAGCCCCACAUCUAUCACCAGCUACAGCCAGGGCACAGGAUCUGUGGACGGCGGAGCCGUGGCAGCAGGGGUCCCAGGCCGAGAGAGCACUGAGGGUCCCCCUCCCCUGUAUAAUACCAACCAUGACUUCAAGUUCUCCUACUCAGAGAUCAACUUUCAGGACCUGAGUUGGUCCUUUCGCAACCUCUACAAAUCCAUGCUGGAGAAAUCCUCCUCGUCUUCUCAGCAUGGCUUUUCGUCUCUCCUGGGGGACAUGCCGCCCUCUAACAACUACUACAUGUACCAGCAGACGCCACCCCAGCAGCAGCAGCCACCGUCACAGCCGCCACCCCAGCAGUCCCAGCCGCAGCAGCAGCAGGCACCGGCCCAGGGCCCCCCGGCUGUGGGGGGUGCGCCUCCACUGCAGCCUUCGCUGCAUACCCCAAGCCCGGAUGGUUGUACCCCUCCGGGGGGGAAGCAGGCUGGGGCUGAAGGCUAUGGCCCCCCUUCUGUGAUGGCCAUGCACCCACCCCCACUGCAGCACAGCGGCUACCGCCCACAGCAGCACCAUCCCCACGCCCACCCUGCCCAGCAGCCGCCGCCGCAGCAGGCACCGGGCCAGGCUCCUGUCAACAGUACCGGCUUCGCCUUUCCUCCUGACUGGUGCUCCAAUAUCGACUCCUUAAAGGAAAGCUUUAAGAUGGUGAAUCGGCUCAACUGGUCCAGCAUUGAGCAGUCCCAGCUCUCAGAACUGAUGGAGAGUCUGCGACAGGCAGAGCAGAAGAACUGGAGCCUCGACCAGCAUCACAUUGCCAAUCUGUGUGACUCUCUCAAUCAUUUCCUUACUCAGACCGGUCAUGUGCCCCCCCAGGGGGGGGCCCACCGGCCACCAGCCCCUGCCCGUAUUGCUGACUCCUGUGCCCUCACCAGUGGCAAACAAGAGCCAGCCAUGAACCAAGUGAACUCAUAUGUGCACCCACAAGCCCCCCACCACUACCCUGGCCCAUCACCAAUGUACCCAAUCCCCACCCAGGACUCAGCAGGAUACAAUCGCCCAGCACACCAUAUGGUCCCUCGGCCACCAGUUCCACCUCCUGGGGCCAGCGAGGAGAUCCCUGAUGAGUUCGACUGGGACUUGAUCACUUAGGGCACCGUGGAGUGUGGCCGUGAGCCCAAGGCUGGGUGGCGAAGUCUGGCGGUGGGACAAGACCAGCCCCGGCCAGUCCCUUCCUCCCUGCCUGUAUAUAGUUAUAUAUCCUCUUUUUCUCUUGCUCUGUCAGAGAAGCCACCACAAGAUGCUGCCGAAGAUAACCCCCCCUUUUCUGCCUCCUCCUUCCUCUUUCUUCUUGUGCUUUUUUCUCCCAAUACUUUUAUUAUUAUUCUUAUUAUGAUAUUAUUAUUAUUAUUAUUGUUAUUAUUAUUAUUGGUCAUAUGCUGCCCCCAGUCUCCUGUCCCUGCUGCACGGACCACGUCCACCCCUUGCUAAUUUAAAAUCAUCUGGCUGGAAGGGGAGGCCCCGAUGGCUAACGACAAGGGUUUCAAACAUUGCUGUACCUCUCUCUUUGAGAAACUCGAUGCUAAUCCCACCUUUCAGCCCUAAGUUGUUUUCUGUUCCUGUCUGUUCAGUCCAGUCCUAGAGAAGCCACCUUAGCAAGGAAAAGGGAUCUAAAACACAGCUUGGCAGCCAUGAAUUUGCAGGUUUUACUCAAUGGUGCUACUUUUGUCCUCUGAGCUCUUCCUUGUCCAUGUGUAUCUCCAGUUCUUCCUUCUGCCGAUCCUCACUCCCCAUCAAGGGUGAGAGUGAUGGUGCUGGUGCCAGAGGAUGAUGACAAAAUCCCAGUGGAAUAAGAGGUCUGGGUUGGUACAGUACCGAGUCAAGUACUCUAGAGAGGCGAUAGAAUAUAAACCAGUCAGAAAUCAGGUAUAUGCUACUAUAACCUUCCAUUGGCUCAUCCCUAGCCCUCUCUCUCUAUUGGUGAUAGAGUUGAUCUUAGCCAGAUCUCUGCUUUCUAUGGUAGGGCUAAGGACAACCCUUUAGUGUAGGUCGGGCUUUUAGGAGAUGGCUUCGAUUCAACCCUUCUGAGUUCUCAAACAUAAUUUCCUCUGGAAAUUCACUGUGGCUCUUGUUUGCAUUUACAAAUUACCCUUCAGUCCCUUUUGCCCAUUCGGCAACUAUUAUUUUGUCUUUCUUGUUUGCCCAGUUCCUUCCCUUUUAUUUCCCCCAUUUCCUGGAACUCUCAAGAAAGAAAAAGAGCCAUUCUUACACUCUUAGUCUCAUCUUGUGCUAGGACAAGAUGGGACUCUCUUUCCCACUGAUCAUGGCAGAACCAAACCUUUAGUGUCGGUGGUGGUAGGGUGGGGGAAGGAAGCAGGAUCGGGCAUGCACAUGGGGAGGGAAUAUUUCAGUUUUUUAACUCUGUGGGCAAUGCUUCUUUUAGAAUUCAGAUCACUGGGGCAGAAGUUUUUGCAAUUAGGCUUUUGAGGGGUGAAGGGAAUAGGUUGGGGGGAGUAAGUAAUCUAGAGGGGAGAGUUUAUGAGGAUCAAAGGAGACUCCCAGAAAAAGGUACAGGGACAGCUUCUCUCCAUCGAGGAGUGGCCAUGAGUUACUGCUGCAAAGUACUUUGGGUGUAUUUAAUGUUAAUUGUUGAAUAUUAGUUACGAGAGGGAAUAACCAUUUUGCUUCUGUUUUUAUUUCACUGAAUGUUUGCUUUCUGAAAGCUACAGGACAAAAUGUAAGGAAUGGACAAGGCCACUCUCUCUGCAAUUUCUGCUUUUUGUUCACAUUCUUUUAUUUACUGAUGAUUUCCAGGAGAUCUAGCUUUCCACUCUUCUGCCUUCCCCUUCACCCACCCCUUCCUAUCUUUGUAAGGGGGUGAGAGCUUGUUGAAGAAGGCUGAAGCAAAGGGGCAAGAGAAGGCGGUUAACUGAAGAGCACUUUAUCUCUGUGAAGUCCUUUGUAAGAAUUGGGGGUAUGAGUGGCUCGAAUCCCCCGUUGUGUUGGAGGGCCGUCAGUGGGGUUGAAGUAUGACAUCGUGUUUCCCAUUGGGGAAAGGAGAAUUUCUCUUAGAGGCUGGCGAAAUGCCUUUGCCCUGUGUUCCUAUUCUGGACGUCUGUUCCUUAUUCCUUCCCGUCAAGGUGCCUCCUACAUGCACCCUUCCAUCUGUUCUCCCCAAUGUCCCCCCUUUACAAGUGAUGAGCGAUGAUCACUUCUCUUUUCUAAACCCCUUUUCUACUCCGAUCCACACAGGAUCUGCGAGGGUAGACUACAUUGUACAUGCCAAUGUUCCUUGUUUAUAAUUCAUCGGUGUCUUCUGGAAACUAGUCUCAUUAAGACUGUGGCGGGCAGCCAGAGUAACUGAAGUUCAGGACUUGGGCUGAAGAUCAGGCCUCCUUGGAUUUUAGCUCCCUUCCAUUAAACUCAGCCUUGCUAAAUGGUACAGGACAAAGCUGACCCACUUUGGGCCUCAGUUUCCCCUACCCUCCAUGCAAUGGAAAGAAUACUGUUUUUUCCUGACGGUCCAGCAUUGCUGGGCUCGAAGUACAGUUGUUGUAUUGGGAGACAUGCAAAACUGCAGGCUCUCACUCUGCCCACAAGAGGAAAUAAGGGAGAAAUUUGGAGGAGAGGGACAGAAGGAGCAAUUAUUUGGGAUAGACCCACCCAUCCUUGCUUUCCUCUCUUCAGCCCCCAUGUUUCUGGUUUGGUGAGUCCUUCAUCCCACCCAUAAUGCUUUGCAUUGGUGCAGGCUGGCAAGGGUGUGUUUGGUCUCACAAGUUGUUGUUUUUUGCAUGCUUUCUUAAUAAAAAAAAAAAAGGAAGAAGAA
Molecule: messenger RNA, 5930 nt
Organism: Suricata suricatta (meerkat)
Lineage: Eukaryota; Metazoa; Chordata; Mammalia; Carnivora; Herpestidae
Gene: FOXJ2
Product: forkhead box J2
Exons: 15
Coding region: 1544-3256 (570 amino acids)
Biological process (GO): regulation of transcription by RNA polymerase II
Cellular component (GO): nucleus
Molecular function (GO): DNA-binding transcription factor activity, RNA polymerase II-specific; RNA polymerase II cis-regulatory region sequence-specific DNA binding
Source: RefSeq, a predicted model, not a curated record